Molecule: messenger RNA, 3875 nt
Organism: Panicum virgatum (switchgrass)
Lineage: Eukaryota; Viridiplantae; Streptophyta; Magnoliopsida; Poales; Poaceae
Product: tRNA wybutosine-synthesizing protein 2/3/4-like
Exons: 10
Coding region: 50-3112 (1020 amino acids)
Biological process (GO): tRNA methylation
Cellular component (GO): cytoplasm
Molecular function (GO): tRNA methyltransferase activity; protein binding
Source: RefSeq, a predicted model, not a curated record
CCUAAGCCCUAAACCUCGCAAAAGCCCAACCCAAACCCUAGCAGCGCUCAUGGAUUUCGCUCGCCGGAAGGCGGCGGCGCUGGUCGCGCUCUCAUCGCCGGCGCCAGACAAGUCCCCGAAGGGAGGAGUCGACGCUCCCGUCGCCCCGCUCCUCGAAGUGCUCAACUCCCACCCGGACCUUUUCACUACCUCCUCCUGCUCCGGCCGCGUCUCCGUCCUCGCGCAGCCGCGGGAGGGCCAAGGCCAGGCCGCCGCCAAGCCGAAGAAGAAGGCGCGGGGCGGCGGGUGGGUGUACGUGUCUCACGAUCCCGCCGACCCGGACGCCGUGGUGGAGCAGCUAUUCGGCCGGAGCGGCUCGGGAGCGGCGGGGGACGAGCUGGUGUUCAGGUUCGAGCCGAUGAUCGUGGCGGUGGAGUGCAGGGACGCCGCCGCAGCUGCCGCACUCGUUGCCACUGCGAUAAGUGCUGGGUUCCGGGAAUCAGGUAUCACAAGCUUGCAGAAACGAGCAAUGGUGGCAAUAAGAUGCUCGAUUCGUAUGGAAGUGCCACUGGGGCAGACUGGUGAAGUUGUUGUUUCUCCAGAGUAUGUCCGUUACCUUGUUAGAAUUGCCAACUCUAAAAUGGAGGCAAAUAAAAAGCGAAUGGAUGGAUUUCUAGAUCUUUUGCAGACUAAGGGUUUGUCAGGUUCAUCAGCGGGGUCAAACAAUUGUAAUGGAAGUGACAGUCAGCCUGUUGCUCACAGGUCUUCCAUGAGCUGUGAAGUUAAGAUACCAUUGCGUAAAGGUGCCAAGAACAGUAAUGAAUACUUAGUUACAAAAAAGAGAAAUGGUGGUAACAACUGUCAUUCUGAUGAUAGAGGUGAUAGUGAAAUUGGGGAGGGUUCACUAGAAGCACAGUAUUUUGAAAAUCAAAACUCUUCAUGGAGCAAGGGUCUCGAGCGUGGUUUUGGUAAUGCUAAACGAUUUACACUGGAGGAGAAGUUGCCAGAAAACAAAAAUUAUUUAUCUACUGCUGUAUUGAAGAUUAGUGGUGAGCCAAUUGAGAAGCUCUUCUUAUGGGGCCAAUCAUCGUGUGUGUUUACUGUUGGAGGAGAGCAACGGGUCCUAACUUUCGGCGGAUUUGGAGGACCAGGAAGGCAUUCAAGGAGAAAUUGUUCCCUUCUGCUUGAUCACAAAUCUGGUUCGUUGACAGAAAUGAUCUGUAAAGAGUCUCCUUCACCACGGAUGGGCCAUACAGUUACUUAUGUUGGUAAUAGCAUUUAUGUCAUUGGAGGUAGGGGUGGUCCUUCAGAAAUUCUUGAUGAUGUCUGGGUUAUACAAAGCACCGAGAAUACCUGGUUAAGACUGGAGUGCAGUGGAAAUAUCUUCCGUCCAAGGCACCGGCAUGCUGCAGCUGCAGCAGCUUCAAAAAUAUAUGUCUUUGGCGGACUUAGUAAUGAAGGCAUAUAUUCUUGCAUGAAUGUAUUUGACACGAAAAGUAAGCAAUGGAGCAUGCUUGCUGCUGCUGGCGAAUGGCCAUGUGCUCGGCAUUCACAUUCUCUGGUGUCUUAUGGUUCAAAGCUUUUUAUGUUUGGAGGUCAUGAUGGUCAGCAGGCAUUGAAUGACUUCUACAGUUUUGAUACAACAACACUCAAGUGGAACAAGGAAAGCACUAAUGGGGGAACUCCGUCACCUAGGUUUUCACAUUGCAUGUUCAUCUAUAAAAAUUAUCUUGGGAUACUUGGUGGUUGCCCUAUUACUGGAAACAAUCAAGAAGUCACAUUGCUGAACUUAAAGCAUGGAGUCUGGUUUUCUGUUUCCAUCCCCAUGUUGAGCCAGUGCCUCUGUGUCCGUAGCUCCUCAGUUCUCAUUGAAGAUGAUCUUGUUAUUGUAGGUGGCGGUGCAUCUUGCUAUGCAUUUGGGACCAGAUUUAAUGAACCAAUAAUAAUUGAUCUGCAUUCAGUGGAUUCUAUGUUUAAACUUGACAACAUGUAUGGCAUGCUUAUACAAAGCUGUGACGCAACGUCUACUGUUGACUUAUCAAGAGAUGAACAAAGUGGCAUCAUUGGUCAUGCUAUGAAAUCACAAAAUGAUGCCCGUUCUGGUGGUUUUACUGAUUCAGACCCUCUGAUUCUUCAGCUGGAAAAGAAGUACGCCAAAUUAGCAAAGGACAUUCUGAAAAAGUUUGGAUGGUUGGAUCUUGCUAGAAAAGUUCGAGUGAGCCAUGAUAACAACCAUGUUCUCUUUCCUGUUAAUGAAGCCUUCCAUGUCCUAAACACUGAUAAGCGUAUCAAGAUGGAACAUGAUGAUUCGUGUACCCUUGGAGAACCAUUGGCAUUUAGUGAAAAUAAGCUUGCAGGAGACAACCUAUCUCUUCAAAACGCAUUAAAAAUUCUGUCAUCUUGCAAUGGUUCCUUUUUGAAAGAUGAACUAGCAAUCAGCCGAAAGCCUUCCAAGUCUCCUCAAACCAUCAUGAAAGAAUUUGUAUCUUCUCUACUGGAAAGUAAGGGAAUGUCCUAUCAGUUGUUGGAGCAGCUCCCAGCAAGGUGGGAGACACUUGGUGAUAUCAUCAUACUCCCGAAGACAUGUUUUAAGGAUCCAUUGUGGGAAUCAGUUGGCGAGGAACUUUGGCCACUAAUUGCCAAGUCACUCGGUGCACAACGUCUUGCACGUCAAGGUAAAAUCAUGCCAAAUGGUACAAGAGAUAGUACACUGGAACUUCUUCUGGGUGAUAAUGGAUGGGUUACCCAUCAUGAAAAUGGCAUCCGCUAUUCGCUUGAUGCAACAAAAUGUAUGUUUUCUUCUGGCAAUCGUUCAGAGAAGCUUCGCAUGGGACAGCUAAACUGUAGAGAUGAGGUGGUUGUGGAUUUGUUUGCCGGAAUCGGAUACUUUGUUCUUCCCUUUCUUGUGAAGGCUAAUGCUAAGUUCGUUUAUGCAUGUGAAUGGAAUCCACAUGCUUUAGAAGCUCUUCGACGCAAUGUUCGUGACAACCAUGUAGAAGACCGAUGUAUUAUACUUAAAGGAGAUAACUGUGUUACUGCACCCAAAGGUGUUGCUGAUCGAGUUUGUCUCGGAUUGUUACCCUCAAGUGAAUGCAGCUGGGCCACUGCUGUUAGAGCUUUAAGUAUCCCAUAAAGAUUUUUAUGCGUAGAGGCCUGGUAUGCUCUUGUGGGACCGAGUUUAUUGUUUCUUUUGCUGUUCCACUAAUAGCAGCAGUCUUCAGCAGGCAAGGAGAUUUAUUAUUGUUUGCAUUGGUUUUGUUGAAGAGUCUAUUUGUGUUUCAGAGUCCGUUGGGAAAUUGAAUGUACCUUACCUUUUGGAAAGUUGUAUGUAUUUUAAUAUUAGUUCAUCAUACUGAGCUAGGAUAUUGAGUCUGUAUGAAUCUGGAUAGUCCUUUAAAACGAUAGCAUUGUACCCUGUUAUGAUUAAGCAAAAGAAGUUUCCUCUUAUAAUUGUUAUUGAGUUAUUCUCAAACCAUCUGAUUUCCAUUUUCUAACCCUGUUGCCCUUUUCUAAUCACCAACCAAACCCACCAGUUUGUAAGUGUCCACAACAAUUUCCCAGCAAACCAGAUGAUUCUACAUGUUCUUUAAAUUCUGCUUGUCAGCAAACCCAGCUUAUAGGUGCUAGUCUGACAUAUUCCAAAAACAUGCAUACAGGUCAAGUUUCGCAUGCUACCAAGAAUAAUCAGUUGCAUCACUGUUUAGGUUGUCUGGCGCACUGUUAAUGCCUGCAUGGUGGUGCUUUCAGUGUGCCAGGCAUUGAACAAGCUGAACUGAGUGUCUUGAUUCUUGUUGUGUUGAAAUAUUGGAAUAUGUGGCAUCACAUGGAAAUAAGUUGUCUGUUUUCUUGCAUGUAAUAUUAAAUUGUGGGAUAAAGGAAAAAAAUAUGGCAAUUCG